Messenger RNA from Drosophila melanogaster (fruit fly), 1173 nucleotides. RefSeq names its product vacuolar protein sorting 28 (gene Vps28). The record is from RefSeq and is marked reviewed. The coding region runs from base 92 to 724 and encodes 210 amino acids. Gene Ontology annotation, biological process: protein transport; endosome transport via multivesicular body sorting pathway. The transcript has a single exon. NCBI's taxonomy places the organism in Eukaryota, Metazoa, Arthropoda, Insecta, Diptera, Drosophilidae. Gene Ontology annotation, cellular component: endosome; ESCRT I complex.
GUAGUGAGCAACGGCCACACUGUCAAAUCCCUGUGAAUCAUUGUUUUGUGUUUAAAACUAGAAAAUAUUUGAGCCAGAAACAAAUUACGAGAUGCAGGAACAAAGUCCCGAGCUGUACGAGGAGGUGAAGCUCUUCCGUAACGCCCGCGAGCGCGAGAAGUACGACAACAUGGCCGAUCUAUACGCAAUCAUCAACACCAUCCAGCAGCUGGAGAAGGCCUACAUCCGCGACUGCAUUACGCCGCAGGAAUACACGGCCGCCUGCUCCAAAUACCUGGUGCAGUACAAGGUGGCCUUUAAGCAGGUGCAGUGCGACGAAUUCCCCUCGGUGGAGACGUUCGUUAAGAAAUUCCGGCUGGACUGCCCUGCUGCGCUGGAGCGGAUCCGCGAGGACCGACCCAUCACCAUACGCGACGAUAAGGGCAACACCUCCAAAUGCAUCGCCGAGAUCGUGUCGCUGUUCAUCACAAUCAUGGACAAGCUACGCCUGCAGAUCAACACCAUGGACGCCCUACAGCCGGACGUCAAAGACCUGGCUGACAACAUGAAUCGCCUGUCCCUCAUUCCCGAGGACUUCGACGCCAAGCUGAAGGUGGAGAAGUGGCUGGGCAGCCUGAACGAGAUGCAGGCCUCCGACGAGUUGAGCGAGGGCCAGGUCCGCCAGUUCCUCUUCGACCUGGAGUCGGCGUACGCGGACUUCAACAAGCUGCUGCACAGCCAGUAGCUAUCAGUUUCUCAUUGUUUACGUGUAUCCCUAAAUUUAUAUAGCAUGUUCCGAUAUUAAACAAGUUUGAUAUAUCACCUUACUUUUAGCGCAGACUAAAAAAAUUAGUUUUCAAACUAAGGGGGUAUGUUUUUGAACUAAAACAAAAAAUGUUUUCAUUCGCUAACAUUUAACAACAUCCCACAAUAGAGUAACUAUUGGAAGCAGGACUUCUUCAAGUGACGUUAGUUAAGAUACUAAUAAAAGGUGCAUCUUCAAUCUUCAUGGAUCAGUAUUUUGACGCAUAUAGGAAAACAUAGGACUGCUUGCUAUUAAAUAAUAGGUUAAAAAUUAAAUUUUGAGUUAUAGCAAGACUGUAGAAAGUCUUCCAUUAAGUUUGCUUAUAUGCUAGCAACUUUUGAAUCAUGUAAAAUAAAAUAAUUAACCCAGAAAUAGUUUUUUUGCCCGGU